AUGAAGCAAGAAGAGCUGAAGCUCGAAACUCGCGUCCUCGACGAGAAAAAGCUGCAAAACGAGGGCACCAUGGUGGUGCUCACGUCGUUUAACAGUGAGGAAGAGCGAAAAUCGCUGGAGAGCGAGAUCGUCGACAUGGUCAAGGGGCGGAAUAUGAUCGUCAACAAUUUGGGGAAUGUGGAUAGUUUUGCGAAGAUCGAUCGGCUCAACUGCUUCAUCAUCAACAUCCAGCCAGUGGACACCGCCGGCUUGCUGCCGAAUUUGCCGCUUCAGAAGAGCGCCGACUCGGAAAUCGUCCACUUCCACCACCACGCCUGCGUAGCGCUGGGCCCGGAUGUACUCGCCGCGGUCCACGGCGCCACCCUGGACAUCUACGGGUUGGUGUCGAUGACGCUUUCCGGGAUCCCGAUGAAGGAGGAGCACACACAAACUGCAAGCUCGGUCACCUACGACGUCGAACUGUUCCACCCGAAGGAGGCGCUCGAAACGUUGAACAAGCAUAAAUUACUUGAGCCUGGCAGCCACCUCGUCGUCACCAAGGGCGCCUACCAGACCGUGAAGCUCGCCUGGGCCACUCCGAUGCCGAAAGUCAAGUGGAAUAUGUUCCCCCGGAUCUCGACGGCCGUCCGCCUUUCCCCGGCCACGUUCAACAGCCGCCAAUCCGUGUGUCUGACCUCGUUCCUGAUGGCCGGCAAGAAUGUGCUGCUCGAGAUCUCACGGCAAGGAGAAGCCGAAAAGUUGCCGGUAAACGUCAACCAGAAGCUGAUCUCACACGCGCUGAUGGCGCACUGCGGCCGGCUGUACCUGCAUUCCGUACACAUCGGGCUUGAUCCCGUUCUCGACGACAAAGAGCUGAUCGAAUCUGCCGCCAUAGACCCGUCGGACGGGCUUCGUGUCGACGACUUCAAGACGUUGAUGAAGGAAUGCUCGCUGAGCUUGGAGAAUCCGCCGUCUUUGGACAGUGCACCGCUUCCCCUCUCCGAAACCCUCAUCCAGCCGCGCACCCAACUCCGCCGCCUGACCCGCUUCUGGCCGGUGCACAAGGACAAGACGUUGCUGUACAAUAUUUCGGCGCAACACGCCAAAUUCCUCGAGAUCAUGUCCAAGCCAGAGCUGAACACGGAGGACGGCGCCCAGGCGAGAGCGUCGAUUCUCGAAAUUGUCGCGAACAAGGACAAAGCCGGCCUCCUCCUCGCCGCCUCGAAGGCGCAGAACAUCAAAAGCAUCGCCAAGAACCCGGGCAGCAAGGCCGAGCAGUACAGCGUCUUCUGCCAGGAGCUGGCGCUGCACCUGGGCAAUUAUGUAAACAACUCGGAGCGUCAUUUGGAGCUCUUCACGCUCUUCGUCCAGUUAACCGGGGUGGAACGUACUCUCGCCGUCCCCACCGACGACAUCAACCUCAACGGAAAACGAUCAUGCCUAACUUCCAUCGCCGAAGCGGUGAAAGUCUUUGGCGGAGGCGGCAGCGGCCAUUCCACGCGCCCUUCAUCUCCCAGCAACUCACCGCAACCGAAGCGUACCCGGAAGGACGCCGGAAAGUACUCGUGGAAGCCGGGAGAGACGAUCAACCUCUACUCGUGGCUGUGCGAGCAGGAGCAGGCGAAGCGCUGGACCAACUGGCAGGACUUUGAGGGGCGCAAGGAGGCUGGUGACCAACCGGCUCGCCUCUACCCCGGCCUCGACCUCACGUCGGCCCCGAAGCGCGGCGAGCAGCAG
Messenger RNA from Mesorhabditis spiculigera, 1716 nucleotides. The record is from the annotation of a GenBank genome assembly. Lineage: Eukaryota; Metazoa; Nematoda; Chromadorea; Rhabditida; Rhabditidae.